Molecule: messenger RNA, 2536 nt
Organism: Gopherus flavomarginatus (Mexican gopher tortoise)
Lineage: Eukaryota; Metazoa; Chordata; Testudines; Testudinidae
Gene: FBXO25
Product: F-box protein 25
Exons: 11
Coding region: 185-1378 (397 amino acids)
Biological process (GO): protein ubiquitination
Cellular component (GO): SCF ubiquitin ligase complex; cytoplasm; nucleus
Molecular function (GO): protein binding
Source: RefSeq, a predicted model, not a curated record
CACAGGACGCUUUGUUGCUUUUUACAGAUCCAGACUAACAGGGCUACCCCUCCGAUACUUAAUAUCUUUUUGUAGUGCCAAUCACUGCAAAUCAAAUAACUAAGUUUAUUGUAAAUUAUCUGUUGUGUGAAGUUGGAGGGUAAGUUUUUUUCAGGGAAGGAGAUGUGAGGAAAACAAAAACAUAAUGGGUCCAACAUUCAGAAGUCUAGAGAACUAUAUUCUUGCCGUGGUGGUGCAAAGGAGUUUUCUCUGCAUGAGGGAAGCCAUGCCAUUUUUGGGCCAAGACUGGAGAUCUCCAGGGUGGAGAUGGAUUAAAACAGAAGAUGGUUGGAAAAGAUGUGAGUCCUUCAGUCCAGAACUUGAGGAUGAGAACAGCCAGCUCAACAACAACAUCAGUCAUGCUGUCAUCUUAACUGAUGAUGAAGAAGAAGAAAUAUACAGAACUGAAGAUUGUGAAUUUGCAGCCAAGAAAAGGAAAAAAGAACAUUUUUGGAAUAGCACAAAAUCACAAUGUUUUUAUAGUGAAAAAUGGAUCUAUGUUCACAAAGAAAGCACCAGAGAAAGACAUGGCUAUUGCACAUUGGGAGAAGCUUUUAAUCGCUUAGAUUUUUCAAGUGCAAUUCAGGACAUCAGAAGGUUCAAUUAUGUGGUCAAAUUGUUGCAGUUAAUUGCAAAAUCUCAGCUAACCUCAUUGAGUGGUGCAGCACAGAAGAACUACUUUAAUAUUUUGGACAAAAUUGUACGAAAGGUUUUGGAAGACCAACACAAUCCACGCUUAAUCAAAGAUCUUCUUCAGGAUCUGAGUUCUACUCUCUGUAUACUAAUUAGGGGAGUAGGGAAAUCUGUGUUGGUGGGGAACAUCAAUAUUUGGAUUUGCCGAUUAGAAACUAUCCUUACAUGGCAACAACAGCUAAAAAAUCUUCAGAUGAACAAGCAAGUCAACAAUGGUCUCACGCUCAGUGAUCUCCCUCUGCAUAUGCUGAAUAACAUUUUAUACAGGUUCUCAGAUGGCUGGGACAUUAUUAUGCUAGGUCAAGUGACCCCAACACUGUACAUGCUCAGUGAAGACAGGCAGUUGUGGAAAAAACUUUGCCAGUACCAUUUUGCAGAAAAACAGUUCUGUAGGCAUUUGAUCCUGUCAGAAAAAGGUCACAUUGACUGGAAGCUGAUGUACUUUGCACUUCAGAAAUGUUAUCCAAUAAAGGAACAAUAUGGGGACACAUUACAGUUUUGUCGACAUUGUAGUAUUCUGUUUUGGAAGGACUACCACCUUGCUUUGUUACUCAAGGAUACAGGGCAUCCCUGCACAGCCAAUGAUCCAGACACCUGUUUCAUGCCAGUUUCUCCGCAGCACUUCAUUGAUCUCUUCAAAUUUUAAAAGGUGCAAUAGCCUUGUUUUUGUUUUUAUUUUUGGUCCUCUUUAUGAAGAAUCAUGCAGUAUGUAUUAUGCUUUGUGUGCAAUAUCUUUUUAAAUGUAAUUCAUAGUAAAAAGUGAUGUCUAGGAGGGAGGGGGGAAAUUGGAGAGGUGUAUUCCAAAUGCUAUUUGUGUGCAGAAAUGAACUGAAGAGGAAUGAAUAUUUCCAAAGAAGACACAUUCUGUAGAGAUGUCUACAACAGGCUCUUUUGACUCCAAGAAAGAGUACAUCUUUAGUCCUGCCUUUAAAUCCAUUUUGUACUGAUUUAACAUUUCAUUAAGGCUAUUGAGACUUAGGGGAGAGAGGAGUUGGAAGGGCUAUUCUUGGAGUGACCAAAAGCAAUUUGUCUUAAUCCUUCACUCUUUUUAUGCCACCAUUUUCCAAGUACUAACUUACAAUUUGCACAUUUAUAAAUAUUCAUCUGAUUCCUUUUUGGACUCCUUCAUAAAUAUCAAGUCAAUUACCAAGUUGGCGUUAAUCAUUGUGAGUUUGUGUGUGAAUAAAAUAGAGUUGUGAUUUAUCUGUUGUUGAACCUGUUAUGAAGGAAACCAACCUCUGUACAUACAUUAUGCAGAAUAUUUAUUUUUCUUAAAAGGUAUUUUAUUAACCACAUCAAACCUGUUUAAAGACUUCCUAAAUACUAUGGGAGGCUGUUCAGUGGCUGCUGAAGAAUGAUGGGUUUUUCCAAUGGUAACCAGAGUCUUUCAUUUUAACUUAAGUUUAAACUGUUGCAGAAGGACUUCUAGAAAGAACACAUUACUAAGCUUUAAUGCAGAAAAUGAGUACAUUGGUGGUAUUACAUUGUUCUAGUAAGUGAGGCUCUGAGCUGAAAAUUCUUUGCACUAAAAGGCAGCUUGUUGAUCUGGAGCACCUUCUGCUGAUUAACCCCAUAGUGACAUGAAUUCUGCAAGAAGCUAUCUUCUUAUACUUAGUAAAUUACAGAGGAGGGGAUGGGGUGCUGUCCAGAGAUAGGAAAAAAUAAUAAAGUUCACAAAGUUUUUUGGAGAGAUCAUUUACCAACUGUGUAAUGUAAAGACAAAAUUCAAAACAUAUUAUAUAUCACACUGCUUGUUUUGAAUCUAGUUUUGUACACAAUGUAAUAAAUCAUGUUUUACCUAUUA